Molecule: messenger RNA, 735 nt
Organism: Huiozyma naganishii CBS 8797
Lineage: Eukaryota; Fungi; Ascomycota; Saccharomycetes; Saccharomycetales; Saccharomycetaceae
Gene: CUR1
Product: Cur1p
Exons: 1
Coding region: 1-735 (244 amino acids)
Source: RefSeq, a predicted model, not a curated record
AUGGUGUCUCUAAUUCAACAUCCUAGAUUGUUCCAAGAAUAUUCACCUGUCGCUGGUUGUCGAAUGGACACUGGGACGGAUAUUACAAGCAACACAGUAUCAGGUCCAGCAAGGAAAAAGCGGAGGUGCCAAAGAGUGGCACCUCCAAGUUACGUUAAGACGCUCAUCAAACGAGAAAACGACGCACAAUGCACAGUAUCGCAUGCUGGUCGGGGCUUAAUAAUUGAAAUGUACCAAAAGAUACCGAAAGAAAUGCUUUUGAAUGCGAUAUGUCGAACCCUGUGGGAAACGAAGGAAAAAUUCUAUGCCCCGACGUUCGAGGUACAGUACGACGAGUUCGGCAGACAGCAGUACGUGGAAACACAAUCUGAUCCAAGGGAGGACUCCACACUGAAUCUGAUAGCGUUCCAACAAUUAAACCUCAUGGAUUUGUACCAUAAAGUGUCUCGCGAAGUGUUCUCGUGCUACAACAUUGCGCUGACCCCUGGGACACCAGCACAAAUAACGCUGGCCAGCGAAAGGUACAACGUUUACAAAGAGAUGAGCAUCGACAAUGUGGCCGAGUAUAGAGUGGUCAACUACGGGAUGCUCGAUAACGACGAUAGCGACGAAUUCGACACCGCAGUUAUGACCAUAGAACUCGUUGGGAGACAUGGGCAGCAUCCGUCGUUAGCGAACCCUUCGAUGACACAUAGCGCAUUAUUGGAGACAGUGACAGACGAGGAGUUUUUUUGA